Pimephales promelas (fathead minnow) is the source of this 2398-nucleotide messenger RNA. NCBI's taxonomy places the organism in Eukaryota, Metazoa, Chordata, Actinopteri, Cypriniformes, Leuciscidae. The record is from RefSeq and is a predicted model, not a curated record.
GCGCUCGUGAGAGUUGGGAGUUUGACUCUGGGGUCCGAGAUUUACAGAGUUCAGAUCAAGCCAAUCCGAGCUCGCCGUUCCUCCAGAAGCUUCUCGAACCUUCAUCCGGGCUUCACAAGCUCCUGUCGAAGCCGUCGGUGGCUCUGAGCGGAAACUACCUGGACCUGGCCAACACUCUUCAUCUGGCCGCGCUGGCGUCUCUGAAGGGUGAUGUGGUGGAGCUGAACCAGCGACUGCUGCAAACCGAGAGAGAGAGAGAAGCGCUGGAGAACAGACUGGCCAAAGCACAGUGUGAGCAGUCUCAUCUGCUGCGGGAGCAUGAGGAGGUUCAGGAGAGAACGACGCUGCGCUACGAAGAGCGAAUCACAGAACUACACAGCAUCAUUGCAGAACUCAACAAGAAGAUCGACUUACUGCAGGCCUCCACCAUCAGGGAGGAGGAUGAGUUUUCCGAGCUUCGCUCCGAUCUCAGUCACAGCCAGCAAGAGGUUAACGAGGACGAUCAGGACCCCGACCAGGCGUCCGUCUCACUGCCUGAAAACCAGUCCACACUGGUCACUGCGGACAUGGAUAACUGCAGUGACCUGAACUCGGAGCUCCAGCGGGUUCUGACGGGUUUAGAGAGUGUGUUGUGUGGCCGUAAGAAGAGCACGUGUAGCCUGUCUGUGGCCGAGGUGGACCGACACAUCGAACAGCUGACCACCGCCAGCGAACACUGUGAUCUCGCCAUCAAGACGGUGGAGGAGAUCGAGGGCGCUCUGGGCCGGGACUUCUACCCCAGUGUGUGUGAGGAGCGCGUGCGCUGGGAGAAGGAGCUGGCCGGCCUGCGGGAGGAGAACGAGAGUCUGACGGCGAUGCUGUGCCGCAAAGAAGAAGAUCUCAACCGGACCAAAGCCACCAUGAGCUCCAUCCGAGAGGAGCGGGACCGUCUGCGCAGACGCGUGCGCGAGCUGCAGACGCGUGUGACGAGCGCUCAGCCUAGCGGCCUGUGCAGUCCCGGACGCCUCACCCCGGCGGGACGUCCCAUCAACCCCAGCACAGGAGAGCUGAGCACCAGCAGCAGCAGCAACGACAUCCCCGUCGCCCGGGUGGCGGAGCGAGUGAAGCUGUCUAAGACUCGAUCAGAAUCACUACCAGCGGAGAGAUCCAUCCUGGGCUCUGAGAUCAGCAGCAUCGGGGUCUCCAGUAAUGUGGCAGAACAUUUGGCUCAUUCCCUUCAGGAUUGCUCCAACAUCCAGGAGAUCUUCCAGACGCUGUACUCGCACGGAUCCGCCAUCUCCGAGAGUAAGAUCCGGGAGUUUGAAGUGGAGACGGAGAGACUCAACAGUCGCAUCGAGCACCUGAAGUCUCAGAAUGACCUGUUGACCAUCACACUCGAGGAGUGUAAGAGUAACGCGGAGCGCAUGAGUAUGCUGGUGGGCAAAUAUGAGUCCAACGCCACCGCACUCAGACUGGCCCUGCAGUACAGCGAGCAGUGUAUCGAGGCGUAUGAGCUGCUGCUGGCGCUGGCUGAGAGUGAACAGGGUCUGGUUUUGGGUCAGUUCAGAGCCGCCGGAGUCAGUGCUGGGGGAGAGCUGGCGGGUGAAGAGAGCAUCACUCAGAUCCUGAAGAAAACCCACGACUGCAGAAAGACUGCGGAGAACGCGGCGAAAGACCUGCUGACACGCCUGGACGGGUGUGUGUUCGCCGUCAGCGGAUCAUGUGUGCAACCCUGGGAGAGUCUCUCGUCCAACAGCCACACCAGCACCACCAGCUCGACGGCCAGCAGCUGUGACACUGAUUUCUCUAAGGAAGACGAGCAGCGUCUAAAGGAUUACGUGCAGCAUCUGAAGAACGAUCGCGCCGCUGUCAAACUCACCAUGCUGGAUCUGGAGAGUGUGUACAUCGACCCGCUCGUCGAGCUCAAGCCCCGCGGAGACACACACAGACUGGACCUGGAGAACGCCGUGCUCAUGCAGGAGCUCAUGGCCAUGAAGGAGGAGAUGGCGGAGCUGAAGGCUCAUUUGUAUCUGCUGGAGAAGGAGAAGAAGGCUCUGGAGCUGAAGUUGAGCACGCGUGAGGCUCAGGAACAGGCGUAUCUGGUGCACAUCGAGCUCCUCAAGGCGGAGGUGGAGGAGCAUCAGGAACAGAGACGCCGAUCACUCAACUCCAGCACUGGAGGAGGAGAACACACCAGCGCCAAGGACUCAGGAGAUUCUCCAGCGAUCAGUCUGUGUGAUCUGAGGAGUUUGAGUGACAGUGAUCUUGCGGCGGAGCUCACCGGUGCCCUCAGGAGAGAGAAGAAACUGAAGGCUCGUGUUCAGGAGUUGGUCUCUGCGUUAGAAAGACUCACGAAGAGCAGCGAAGUCCGUCAUCAGCAGUCGGCAGAGUUCGUCAACGACCUGAAACGAGCAAACAG